Messenger RNA from Formica exsecta, 832 nucleotides. RefSeq lists its product as uncharacterized. The coding region runs from base 252 to 587 and encodes 111 amino acids. The transcript is spliced from 2 exons. NCBI's taxonomy places the organism in Eukaryota, Metazoa, Arthropoda, Insecta, Hymenoptera, Formicidae. The record is from RefSeq and is a predicted model, not a curated record.
UCUCUUCCUUGCACUUUUUUGUUUAUGGUUUAUUAAAAUUGUAUAUAUAAUCAUUUGGUUUCCAAACAAUAAUAAAGAGAAGAAGUCUUCUCUCUCAUUUUCUCUGACAAUAGUGAUAUGGAACAAUAACUAUAACUUUGUCUCAUUAAUGGACAAAAUUUAAAAAAAAGAAGAAGAAAACAACAAUAAACUGGAAUUGGAAGAGUGAAGUUAAUGCUCUGAUUUUUUUAUACCAACAUUGACUCUAUAUAAUGUUUAGUAAUAAAAAGAAUAGUUUACCACCAAGGCCUCAUUUACCAAACCAUGAACAUAUGUUGGAAGAUCUUGAAAAUGCUGUUGUGGAUGAUGUAGCGUUUAAAAUCAUAAAUGAUUUACAUAUAAAAGAAUCUUAUGGUCUGACAAGUAUUAACAACUCCGAUGAUAUAUACAAGAAAGUAAAAACUUAUUUGAAUACCAAACAGCAGUUGAGACAAUUGGAAUGUACUUUGAGAAGAGAAGGACAGGAAAUGCAGGCAGAUAAUGAGGAAAUAAAAAGGCUUGCGGAUAAUAUUAGAAAGCAGGCACAUGCUGCUCUGAUAACAUACUAGAGAUAUAGGAAUCCUAGGUAAUUAAUGUUAAAUUAUUUUAACAAUUAAUCUAUUAUAUACAAAUAUAAAUUAUAUUAAAAUAUAUAUAUAUAAUUUAUUUCAAUGUAAAAUUUUAUAGCCAUUAUUAAUCCUAUAUCUUGUACUUAUAUCUAUUGCUGAUAUCAAUACUUGAUUUCUGUUUUCUAUCAAAACCUUUUUUUGUUGAUGUCUGUUUAUUUAAAAUAAAUAAAUUUAUUACAUAAACA